Peniophora sp. CBMAI 1063 is the source of this 1428-nucleotide messenger RNA. The record is from the annotation of a GenBank genome assembly. Lineage: Eukaryota; Fungi; Basidiomycota; Agaricomycetes; Russulales; Peniophoraceae.
AUGGCAGGAGACGAGACAGUUCAAAAGCGCGAUGCUGAAUCUGAUUCUGAGGGCGAGGAGGGCGAAGAUGAAGUGCCGAAGCUGAAUAUCGAUGUGACAAAACUCACGCCGCUAUCGCCUGAAGUAAUCUCAAAACAGGCUACGAUCAACUUGGGAACGAUCGGACAUGUCGCCCACGGAAAGUCGACGGUGGUGAAGGCGAUCUCCGGUGUGCAAACCGUGCGAUUCAAGAACGAAUUGGUGCGGAAUAUCACCAUCAAGCUUGGAUACGCGAACGCGAAGAUCUACAAGUGCGAAAACGAGGCUUGCCCUCGACCUGGAUGCUACCGCUCCUAUCGCUCCGACAAGGAGGACCACCCGCCCUGCGAACGGCCGGGAUGCAAUAGCAGGAUGAAGCUUGUUCGCCAUGUCUCUUUCGUUGACUGCCCCGGACACGACAUUCUCAUGGCUACCAUGUUAAACGGUGCCGCCGUCAUGGACGCUGCGUUACUACUCGUCGCUGCAAACGAGACGUGCCCUCAGCCGCAGACUUCGGAGCAUUUAGCUGCCGUUGAGAUCAUGAAACUCGAGCACCUCAUCAUCCUCCAAAACAAGGUUGACUUGAUCAAGGAGCAGCAAGCACUCGAGCACCAAAAGAGCAUCGCUGCGUUUGUGAAGGGUACUGUUGCCGAAUCAUCGCCGAUUGUGCCAAUCUCUGCCCAGCUCAAGUUCAACAUUGACGCCGUAAAUGAGUACAUUGUCAAGCGCAUUCCAAUCCCCGUCCGUGACUUCACCAGCGACCCACGACUGAUCGUCAUCCGAUCAUUCGACGUCAAUAAGCCGGGUGCGGAGGUCGACGAAUUGAAGGGUGGUGUCGCCGGUGGUUCAAUCUUGACGGGUGUAUUGCAGCUGGGCAUGCAGGUCGAGAUCCGGCCUGGUAUCGUCACGAAGGACGCGGCCGGAAAGAACCGUUGCAAGCCUAUCUUCUCCCGCAUAGUCACUCUUCUCGCCGAGAACAACCAGUUGCAGUUCGCUGUACCCGGUGGCCUUAUCGGUGUCGGCACAAAGAUCGACCCAACACUAUGCCGUGCGGAUCGACUUGUCGGUCAGGUUCUGGGCGCGGUCGGGAAGCUUCCCCAGGUGUACACCGAACUCGAGAUUUCCCUAUUCCUGCUCCGUCGCUUGCUUGGUGUCAAAACGGAGGACAAGAAGCAGACGAAGGUCGCCAAGCUCGCGAAGAACGAACUUCUACUCAUCAACAUUGGCUCGACGAGCACCGGUGGACGUGUACUAUCCGUGAAGGCAGAUCUUGCGAAGAUCCAGCUCACGAGUCCUGCAUGCACAGAGGUUGGCGAGAAGGUUGCUCUGAGUCGACGUAUCGAGAAGCACUGGCGACUCGUCGGUUGGGGAAGUGUACAGCGGGGAACUGUGCUCGAGGUGGAUUCCUAG